GCACGGGCGGCGGGGCAGCGCGGGCAGGCCGGCUGGCGCACGCAGGCAGCGCACCGGCGCGGCCGCAACGCCAUCAGAGCGCGACGCGGGGCGGGCGGGGGCGGAGCGCCGCAGCCGCGGGGCUCCUCCUCAUCACGCCGGCGCCCCGCGAGCUCCUGCUGCCGCGGCAGCCUGCAAGGCUUCCCCUCGGCUGGCUUAUCGCGGCCUCCGCUCCGCGCCACCGCCGUUCCUUUUCGCCUCCCCCCCACCCCGAAGCGCCGCACUCCCAACGGACACCGCCCCUCGUCCCUACGCCCCUCGACCCCGCGGGCGGAAGCCGCCGCGAAGCGCUCCCCGCUGCCGCCGUGUGCCCGCCCCCCGCGCCCGGCCGUCAGCGCGCGGCCCGCUGGUUGGGUGAGGCGCCGCGCCCGGCCCGCGUCAAUGACGUGCGGGACCGCGACGCUUCAUAAGGAGCGGGAGCCGUGGGUGGGGCGGGAGAACGUUCUAGCAGGUGUUGGCAGUCGGGGUGUCUGUUGUGCUGCGCGGCCCGAGCGUCUCGCGAUGACCCGUGGAAAUCAGCGUGAACUUGCCCGACAGAAGAACCUGAAGAAGACUCAGGAAACUCUCAAAGGGAAAAGGAAAGAGGAUAGCUUGUCUGCAUCUCAGAGAAAGCAGAGGGACUCUGAAAUCAUGCAGCAGAAACAGAGAGCAGCUAAUGAAAGGAAAUCUCUGCAAGCAGGAGCAAAAUGAACUGUGUGGGGAAGAUAAAAGUACAUCAAUCAAGGAGAAGGGCCUAGAAGAUCAUUCAUAAAAUGGCUUGCCAUUAAAUGAUUAAAUGUUUAUCUUGCAGCCUUGUUCAGCUAGCGUUAGUUUGUUUUCUGUUUAGUAUAGGCUUAGUCAUCUGGAAUGCUAUUUCAAAACUGACUGUAGUCUUCUGCAUGCAUAACGAUCGUACCUAGCAAUAGCUUUAUUCCAGCUAUUGCUGCAUUUGUAGGUUUUACCUAAUGUUUCCAGUAAUCUAUUUUCUAAAGCUACAGUUAGACCUGAUUUUCUUAACUUUUAAAGUACGUCAUUCACAAUGGAACACGCUAGUGAAAUGUGCUUAAACUUACUGAGGUCUAAACUGUAAAACUCACCAUAUUUUUACAAUAAAAUGUUGCAUGAAAUAUUG
Numida meleagris (helmeted guineafowl) is the source of this 1150-nucleotide messenger RNA. RefSeq names its product vinculin-like. The transcript is spliced from 3 exons. The annotation marks the transcript as partial. Lineage: Eukaryota; Metazoa; Chordata; Aves; Galliformes; Numididae. The record is from RefSeq and is a predicted model, not a curated record.